Molecule: messenger RNA, 429 nt
Organism: Prunus armeniaca (apricot)
Lineage: Eukaryota; Viridiplantae; Streptophyta; Magnoliopsida; Rosales; Rosaceae
Source: the annotation of a GenBank genome assembly
AUGAAGUUGAGACAGGUGAUGGAUGUUGUUGAGAUAAGAAAUGAAGUGGAUAAGUAUUUGUUAGAGCCACCUGAAAAUCUUAGAAAUCCCAACUUUGGCCUGUUGGCUUGGUGGCAAGAAAAUAGUCCAAAGUUUCCAGUUAUAUCCCAAAUGGCUAAGGAUGUAUUUGGCAUUCCAAUCUCUACUGUGGCUUCAGAAUCUGCCUUUAGUUUGGGUGGUAGAAUUGUAGAUCCUUUUUGUGCUUCUUUGACUCCAAGAAUGGUGGAGGCCUUGGUUUGCACAAGUGAUUGGUUGAAAGCCGAGGAGUUCUCCUUGUACAAGGAUCCCACUAAGGAGGAACUUGAGUUCUAUGAUGCUUUGGAGAAAAUUGAGAUUGAGGUAUAUUCUAGUUCUGAAAUGAUAGAAAAAGUGGUUGCCAGUCCAUCUUGA